AGAGGGGCGGGUUGUGCUGUUCACCUCUGAGUGCUGAGCAUGUGAGGAGAGCUGAGGGUGUCAGUCAGGCUGCUGUGGGGGUCCCUGAGGGUUUUUGAGGGUCUCGGAAUGUUCAGGUGUAAUCUGUUACUGUCUGUUCGCCCAGAGAAGCCCCUCCCCUCAUGCUGACAGGUAGAGGAGAUUAUUACACACCUGCUGCUGCUGAUAAGCAUGCUGCACCCCUCCCACCUGCUGAGGACUGCUGCCCAGCUUCUUUCCAGAUCAGGUGCCUUCAGGUGUCCGUGCAGGAAUGUGUCGGUAAAGACGGGAGGAUGGAAGACAAAGAAAGUUCCUCAACGAUACCUGGGGCAGCCGAGCCCCUUUACACACCCCCACCUCAUCAAACAUGGUGAAGUAACUCCAGGUUUAACUCAGACUGAGUUUGAGUUGCGACGGCAGCGUCUGGCGUCUCUAAUCGAGGCUCACUCCGUGCGCCUGUCCGGCCCCAGUCGAGCCUCUGACUCCUCCCACAUCGUCAUAGUCCUAUCACACCCCACCCGCUACAUGACCAAUGACAUCCCGUACCCCUUCCACCAGAACCAGGACUUCCUGUACCUGACAGGUGUUCUGGAGCCGGACAGCGCUCUGGUCAUGUUCGGUUCCGGACGGCCGGACCACGCCGCCCUGUUUGUACCUCGCAGAGAUCCUGCCCGCGAGCUGUGGGACGGGCCUCGUUCAGGACGAGAUGGGGCAGCUGCCUUGACGGGACUGGAGAGGGUUCACUGUAUUGAGGAGCUGGGUACGGUCCUAAAAAGCCUGAAAGGAGGGACGGUGUGGUAUGACAGUUCGCAGCCCUGCCACCCCCGCCUGCAUCAGUCCCAUGUGCGCCCCCUGCUGGAGGGUGGGGCCAUUGCCCGCUCUCUGCGGCCGCUCACUCACUCACUGCGAGCCAUCAAGAGCCCUGCUGAGGUGGAGCUGAUGAAGGAGGCGGGACGUAUCACUGCACAGGCCUUUAAGAAGACCAUGGCGUUGUGCAGAGGAGACAUUGACGAGGCGCUAAUCUAUGCUAAGUUUGAUUUUGAGUGUCGGGCGCAUGGUGCUAACUUCUUGGCGUACCCUCCAGUGGUUGCUGGUGGAAAUCGAGCUAACACUCUUCACUACAUCAACAACAAUCAGAUCAUUAAGGAUGGAGAGAUGGUGUUGUUGGACGGAGGUUGUGAAUACUAUGGCUAUGUCAGUGAUGUCACACGCACAUGGCCGGUCAAUGGAAAGUUCAGUGAGGCCCAGCGGGAGCUGUACGAGGCCGUGCUGGAGGUGCAGCUGGGCUGCCUGUCUCUCUGCUCCCCCGGCGUCAGUCUGGACCACAUUUACACCACCAUGCUCACCCUGCUGGCCAAGCAGCUCCGACAGCUCCGAGUGCUACCUCACAGUGCCGACGAUGCAGACGCCAUCAAGGCUGCUCGGCGGUUCUGUCCUCAUCAUGUCGGUCAUUAUUUGGGGAUGGACGUCCAUGACACUCCUGAACUGUCCCGCUCUCAGCCCUUACAGCCAGGCAUGGCCAUCACGAUCGAGCCUGGGCUUUACUUCAGCGAGGAAGACGAGUCGUGUCCGGAGAGGUUCCGGGGUCUUGGGGUGCGAAUAGAAGAUGAUGUGGUGAUCCGAGAAGAGGGGGGACCGCUCAUCCUGUCCGAACACACACCAAAAACAGCGGCGGAUGUGGAGAGAGCCUGCGCACAGAGAGAAUGAUGAGGGUGGAGGGCAGAAGCUCUAAUGUUCACCACAAACUCCACUUGCACCUUCCCUCUUUUGUGCACUACGUUUCUAGCACUCUUUCCUUUCUUUUCUGCCUUUAGGCACGUCCAGUUUGAAUGAGGAGGAACGCUAUACAGAGCAGAGCGUUUAGGACGUUUUUAAAAGCCAAUAUACACUGAGAACUUGAGGAGUCAGCAGCUGAAAACGAGACUGUGCAUCAGCAGGGUUUGUGUGUGUGUGUGUGUGUGUGUGUGUGUGUGUGUGUGUGUGUAUAUGUGUUAGCAGUAUUGAUGACUGUGAUGGCAGCACGAGAGUGAAUAACUUUGUCUUGGUCAAAUAAAUAAGCCAAUCGUUUUUUUGCCUGUUAGAAAUAAUAAAUAAUAAUAAUUCCCAUUAUUGGUCAUUAGAA
This is a messenger RNA of Astyanax mexicanus (Mexican tetra), 2140 nucleotides long. RefSeq names its product X-prolyl aminopeptidase 3, mitochondrial. Gene Ontology annotation, molecular function: manganese ion binding; metalloaminopeptidase activity. The record is from RefSeq and is a predicted model, not a curated record. Lineage: Eukaryota; Metazoa; Chordata; Actinopteri; Characiformes; Acestrorhamphidae. The coding region runs from base 211 to 1725 and encodes 504 amino acids. The transcript has 10 exons. Gene Ontology annotation, cellular component: mitochondrion.